This is a messenger RNA of Odontomachus brunneus, 4335 nucleotides long. Its product is annotated as PHD finger protein 14. The record is from RefSeq and is a predicted model, not a curated record. The coding region runs from base 246 to 3038 and encodes 930 amino acids. Lineage: Eukaryota; Metazoa; Arthropoda; Insecta; Hymenoptera; Formicidae. Gene Ontology annotation, biological process: regulation of transcription by RNA polymerase II. The transcript has 14 exons.
ACAAACAUGGCGCGUCAGCGCCGCACAUAAGUGUAACGGGUGGACGCCGUGAGCAGGACAACAUUGUCGAUGAAAGAAUUCACCUCUCUGUCGUGAUAUUUUGUUGUCUGUACAAAUUUCGACUUAUUCUACGCAAUGAAUCUUUGAGGACGUCGAUUGAGGACACGAUAGGACAUUUCAUCCGUUCAAAACGAGGCAGGACGAGGUCCAUUUCGAUCAUCGCAUAGGACGUACAUUGGCAAAAAAUGUCACAGGACGACGUUGGAUUUUUGUAUAAAACUAUGAUUGAGAGGGAUCCUAAAAAGAGGAAGGUGAAACCAGUUGAAUCAGCACAUCAAUCAUUAUUGGAUUUUGACUUGGGUGAAAGUUCUGAUGAUAGUGAUUUUAGAAUUGAAGACCAUUCUGAAGAAUCAGAUGACGAUUCAGUUGAUUCUAAUGAUAUUGGAAAAGAAGAAGAAGGUGGAUCUGAAGAAUCUGAUGAUGAUCUACUUGAAGAUCCAUUAUUAGGAGGAAAACACAAUGCUAACUUGACUGUAGGAGAUGUAAUGGAACAAGCACGUCAACAAGCUUUAAAGAGUGGUGUGUUUGAGGAAAAGUUAAAUAAAUUGUUAAUUUGUUGUGGUUGUUUGGGAGACAGAAGUGAUGAUACAAAUGAGAUCGUUGAAUGUGACGGUUGUGGAGUUAGUGUUCAUGAAGGUUGCUAUGGUGUAUCUGAUGUAGAAAGUUUCUCCAGUACAGACUCCUUAUGCCAAUCAGCACCAUGGUUCUGUGAAGCUUGCAGUGCAGGUAUCGAAGAUCCAUCGUGCGAACUUUGUCCAAACAAGGGUGGAAUUUUCAAAGAGACAGAUGUUGGAAAAUGGGUGCAUCUAGUAUGCGCCCUUUACGUACCUGGUGUUGCUUUUGGCGAAGUGGAUCGAUUGACAAGCGUAACGUUAUUCGAGAUGCAGUACACUAAAUGGGGUGCGAAGCAAUGUUCAUUAUGCGAAGAUUCACGUUAUGCGCGUACAGGUGUAUGCAUUGAAUGCGACGCUGGAUUGUGUCAUACAUAUUUUCACGUAACCUGCGCUCAAAGAGAAGGUCUACUAUCUGAGGCGCACAGCGAAGAAGUUGAUCAAGCCGACCCGUUCUAUGCGCAUUGCAAGUUGCACUCUGACAAGUCUCUCGUUCGCAGACGUAGACGAAACUUCUUAGCUUUUCAACUGCGCGUACAACAGCGACAGCAAAUGCUUAAACAGCCUAAUCAUUUAGACACAGACGAACAUCGUAGAAUCGUAAGAAAAUUGGGGAAGCACAGACACAAAUAUCUAGCACACAAGGCGUCACGUCCACCACCAUGGGUACCCACGCAGAAAAUGCCACGUUUAUUGACUACAUCCGCAUCCGCUUGUCGUCAACUAGCAAAAAAAGCCGAACUGAUGGACGUAGAUACAACUGCAUUAGAAGCGCAAGAAGCUCAAGUGGUGGCAUUAGUCGAUGUUAGAAAGAAAUGGCACAUCGCUCCUGCCUUCAGCGUGGAAUUUAUUGGUUAUUACUUGGAUCGUAACUUGCGGGUAACUUCUAUGAAGAGACGGCUGCAGGAACUUCUUGAUAUAAAUUCGCAAUUGUUGAACGAAGAGCAGAGAAUGGAGCGAAAGUACAAAGAAAUAAAGAAAGACAAAGAGGAGCGGGUCCGAGUGAAUGUAACGUUGAAAGAAAAGAUCGAGAUGUAUCAUCUGGUACUUAAAAACGCUGGUUACACGAAACCUUUGCCGUUGAUAGCAGACUUACUGACUAAACCAAAAAUAGCGCCUUCACUUGGUACUGGAACAGGAGGUACACUAGGUGUACCUACGGCUGCUGCUUUGAAAAUGGGAGUCGGAUUUCCAUUGUCUAUGGGUAAAGGUGCUGAAGGUGCACGCGAGGGUAGAGUGUUGAGUAGCCAAGCGCAAGAACAAAAUCACAAAGGCGAGCUAACUUUGCGACACCAGUGCGGCAUCUGCAGACGAUCGACUAACCAACAUCUUCUCGCUAAAUGUGACACAUGUCAUUUGCAUUACCAUUUGUCUUGUUUGAGUCCGCCUCUAUCACGAAUGCCUAAGAAAACUAGACUGAUGGGAUGGCAAUGCUCUGAGUGCGAUAAAGAAUCCUCGGGCUCGGAGGUGGAGCGUGUAGACACAUCGGCACCGCGCAAAUUAAGGCAUUGUAAGGACGACGCUAAUAUGACACUCACACCACCACAAGAAACAUCAGCAACGCUGAGCACACCUACUACAUCGAAGAAUUCGUCCAGCAGUGUGACCAACGUCGCUGUUCCUGACACGCUCACGACACCAAAACUAACUAUUAAACCAAUGGGACCGCAACCUUCAGUCGUGGAACCCGUCCAGACAGCUGAAUCGGUGUACAAUCAACAAUCCGUUAAUAACAUUACCAUAACAACGCGAGCAGGUUCGCCGGAAUACAUGGUAGCUUCAGCAGACGGAACGGAAUCAGUCUCGCAACGAAGCGGAAAGAAAAGGAGAAGGGAAAAGCACAAGAGAUAUACUCCUGAUCCAAUAACCGGGAUCAAACAGAGAAAAAGGAAGCACAAGAGGAAAAGUCUUGAUAUAGAAAAUCCAGAACUGCAAGGCCAACCAGAAGUUCACCGGAGGAUUACGAUAAAAAUAAAACCAAUUCCACGACCGGAAGGCGAUGUGGCCUCAGAAUCAAGUCCGCAAAUGUUUGUGGCCACUUCCACGAGUACCGAAAUCACACUGCCACCGCCGCCACCUCUGCCGCCGCCGGCUGCAAACGUGCCGCCGCCGGUAAACGCAUCUGUGAAUAGCAGUAGUCGCUGGCCGACAGGAACUGCGAAGAAAGGGAAGGACACGGACCUUUUGACGCAAUGCAAUGUCUGUGAUACUCCCGGUACCAACCAGAAUCUCGUUAUGUGUGACGAAUGUAAGAAGUGUUAUCACUUCACUUGUUUAGAUCCUCCUGUGAAAAAGUCUCCGAAAAGGAGAGGCUAUUCGUGGCACUGUGCCGACUGCGACCCUAGUGCCUCUGAAUCUGAGACUUAAUAUCAACAAUUUUCUAUCUGCAGCUACAAUUCUACGUUUAUAUAAAUAAGACAUUCACACACACACGCACACACACAUACACACCCAAUGUCGUUACGUUUUUCUUUCUAUAAGAUAUAUAUCAAAGUAUAGAGAAAAUUUUCUGUAAUUAGAAACAAAAUGAAUUUUGGGAAUUAUUACUGAAAAUUCCACUCCAAAGUAUAAUUUAUUGGAGGUUUUACGUUAUAUUAUAGCACAGUUCGCGCUAUUGAUUUCUUAUGAAUUCUUUUACAGACUUUCAUCAUAACGCUUUAUAGUUUCAUAUAGCGCGUGCUUCUUGCGUAAAAGGUUUCUAAGUAAAUUGUAAAAUAAGAAAUAAAAGAAGUGUACAAAAGAGAAUAUUUUUGCAUAAAGCAAGAAGAUACGAUACUAUUUUAAAUGCAAAAUUACACAAAGUUCUGAGAUGAGCAAAAUAAUUUAUCCGCGUCCGAUGCUCAAGAAGAUAUUAAUACACGACAAGCAGCUUAUUAUUUUCACAGUGAAGUCACUGCGUCUAUAUUAUAUUUAGUACAUUCUAAGUCUAUAACUUACUAUUAUAGUAAAUAAAAGUUUAAUGUAAUUAUAUCCGUUUUCCCUUCUGGGUGAAAUUUUUGUAGGUUUACAAAAGAACUUUACAGUGUCGAAGACAGAGGCAGCACUGUAAAUUAUAUUAUGUUACUCCGAAAAAGUAGUUUCUUCAUUUUGUCCUGCAUAAAUCCAUUUCUGAAGUCUAUCGCCCUCAUAGGCGAAUGGCCAAAUACUAUCAGCUUCUUUAUCGAGACCCAGCUUGGGCCUUUACAUGUCACGAUUAGUGAAUUACUCUUUUUAUCAAAUCGCACCAAACCUGGAAGAAAGUUUCUCACAUUAAUCACGCACAUCUUAUUCAAAAAUAAUUAAAUUUUCAGAUGAAUAAUUUUUUUCCUAGGAAUAAACUGAGGGUUUAAACAGCGUUUCAAUUGUUGGAAUUAAUUUAGUGCCACACUGAAUCAGUACAGGGGUAAAUAAUAACAAUCACCUGGUACAUCAUCGUCCUCCGGAAUUGUUCUAUCAGUUGGUUUUGACACCUGCUGAACGUCGAGCAAUUUUAUCGCUGUGUCACCGAACUUGGUUGUUAACGGAUACAAUCCUAAAAGGCCGCGAUGCAGAUCAUACACAUUCUUCGCCGUCAUUUCGUCCCACUUGACCAAAGAGAUCUUUGAUGUAACUUUAGGUGCUAUAAUGUGUAUAAUUGUCAAAAAGAUAUUAAUGAGAAAAAAAUUCAAAUACUUUAAACACUGAA